Bipolaris oryzae ATCC 44560 is the source of this 1077-nucleotide messenger RNA. RefSeq lists its product as uncharacterized. The transcript has 2 exons. Bases 1 to 1077 code for a protein of 358 amino acids. The record is from RefSeq and is a predicted model, not a curated record. Lineage: Eukaryota; Fungi; Ascomycota; Dothideomycetes; Pleosporales; Pleosporaceae.
AUGGAGCGUGUCCGCAAAAUAUGCACUCUAUGCAAGGUCGAACGGCAAUUUGAGCAUAGCACGAGACGCGAUACUAACUGCCCUAUUCUACGAACCUCGCGAGGGAAUGCCAACUCUCGUGCUCAGAACGGACGAAAGGUCUUCACUCAUGAUAUUACACGGACAAAUGUACCGCUAAAGAAGAGAAACACUCUUCGUAAGAAGAACAGAAGUGCUGCUACGAGUACACAAGGUGCUAUCAAUCCAAUAGAGCAACAGAUCACAGGCUUACAAAUCACAGUAAAAGACCGCUCUGCAACACGCCAGUCAAAAAAAGAAGUCCCUGGAGCUACAAAAUCCGCAUGGCUACAUACAUGGUUCAACAGGCUUCCCAUCACAACAUGCCCCAAGCCCCCCAUAUCACCUUCAUCAAGCACUUCUCUUCCCCCCCGAAAAGCCACCAACGUAGACUUAUCCCGUGUAGUCCCCUCCCACCGCACAGAAGAAUCACCCACUGCCCUACCCACGAACAUCACCCCAACAGCACCUAUCCCACACCGCACCCGCAUCCCCCCAGCCAUCAAAUCCAGCAGCACCCCGAACCUCUCCCGCCACUUUUCCCUCUCCAAAAAGUCCAACAACCCCAUGAAAAACACCACCCCUACUACUACUACUACUACCACCACCAUUAUUACCCCAUCCGCCCCAACAAAACUCCAAAAACGAGCCCCCGCAUCCCCUCGCCCCAGAUCGACCACAAUCACCACAGCCGCCACCAAAACAUACCUCUUCCCACCCCACCCCACCAGUACUGUCCUACGCCCUUGCCCAACCGCAGCUUCAGACUCCAACCCCACUUCCAAGCGCCCACAAACCCACAAUCCCGAUUUGCACCAAGAGCCGUCAAAGGAGCCAGUGGUAACGAGUGAUGGACGCAACAGCACUGCGUACCUGACUAUUGCCGCGGCGGCAGCGGGAGAAGAAGAAGAUGAUGAUGAUGAUGAAGGCGAGUUCGAAAUGAGUGAGACGAGGAGAUUGUUGUGGGAGUAUUGGAAUGUGCAGUGUAGGUUUUUGGUGGAGGAGUGGAUUGAUGAGUGA